AAACCCCACCCAACCCACUUGGCGGAUGUGGGGUGGGAUGUACAAAGUAUACACAGAUGAAGAAGUGCACUUGUACUACUAUACCAAGUGUCAGCAGUUGGUUAUUAGUGGCCCAAACGCGUAGAGGAGGCCCAAUGCAUGUCCCAAAACUGCAGAGACGAUGCUGCAACACACACCAAACCCUCCCGGGACCGCCGCCGCCGGAGAAUGGUGCAUUUGAAAAGCAAUAAGAGGAGCGGACAAACAUAAAUAGUAGUAUCCAAAACACAAACAUGAUGGUAGCCUUGCCCUUUGAUGAUUGAUGGUGGAUUUGAAGAGUGAGCGCUGCCAGUUUCGGCUCCCAAAGAAGAAUAGACUCUGUGCCAAUGCUCCUCUCCCUAAUUCCUCAUACUCCAUUCAUCAGUAAUACUAGCAAGUAACACGACCAUUAUCUCUGGUGGCUCUGAUUCAGUUUCUGCGGCAACCACACGCAAAGGUCCAAUCACCAAUGGAUUCAAUGCCCCCUUGACCCUUCUCACUCCGUACUCCAGCAUAAUCUUGAAAAUCACCUUACCAGAUGCCCUUCCCUCAAACAAGCUCAGUCUCUCUCCCUCCAACCCUAUUACCAAAAGGGCAUCAAUGCCGGCGGAGGCAUCGAUGAAGAUCAUACUGCUACUGCUUCACAUAUGAAGAGACGAGCUGUCUACAACAAGACUGUCCCUGAAUUCUGUGACUUGAUCCGCAAAAUCAAGAGCAUUCAUGCAUCCCUCUCCGAUAAUACCCGCAUUCAAGAUUCUUUCAAGAUUCCUCAAGCUUGUGCUGUUUGGUCUACUCGUAGACAAAUCGAUCGGAAGUUACCCUUCCAAGAGAAACAUGUUUUGCAGCAGGCCUCCAUCCUUGGUAACCUGGAAGAAUUUGGACUGUUGCCCAAGUCUGGUGUAGAGGAUGCUGUAAUUGAUGCGAGGACUCUAGACCGCAGCGAUGUUGAUGUUCCUGCUGUCGUGGAAUUUGGAGCUGGGAGGGGUUACCUGACCCAAUUGCUUGCUGACUGCUACGGGAUUAAAAAAGUGCUUUUGGUUGAGCGCAAGUCCUACAAGCUUAAGGCUGAUCGAAGUUUGAGACAAAUAGAGAACCUGUUGUUGGAGCGCUUGAGGAUCGAUAUUGAAGAUUUGAACUUGAAUGCUGUCGAGUCUUUGCAAGGGGUUCCUUAUUUGGCAAUUGGUAAACAUCUUUGUGGGCCGGCAACAGAUAUGACGUUGAAGUGUUGCAUAUUGGAACAAAGUGCUCAAAAUCAUGCUGAUCAGUUGAAAGCCAGUUGUUUCCUCAGAGGUCUCGCUAUAGCUACGUGCUGUCAUCAUCUUUGUCAGUGGAAACACUACAUAAAUAAGAACUACAUAUUGAAUCUCGGUUUGACCAAGGAAGAUUUCCAUGCAAUGACAUGGCUUACUAGCUGGGCAGUUGAUGCAGACCAUGGAUCAGACAUUUUUGUCGUUGACAGCUCGCCGAAUCUAUGUCUCAAUGAGAAGGAAGAGAUUGGAGCAGAAUUAAGUCAGUCUGGAGUGGGAGACGUUGUUAGGAAUAUGAGCGCUGUGGAGAGGGCAGUGGUGGGAUUCAUGUGUAAGGAUAUCAUUGAUGCUGGAAGAUUGAUGUGGCUCAAGGAGCGUGGAUUACACUCUCAAGUUGUAAAGUAUGUUCCACCCGGUAUCUCUCCUGAAAACCAUUUACUGAUUGCUAGGCAGAGCAAUGGAUUAUAUGAUGAUUCUGUUGCUGUUAAAUAAAUUCUUUGCCUCCAAAACCCAGAGACAACAGACUGUGAAUCAGGGAACUUCAUCAGAUCAACGUAUCAGAUGAUUUUUAAAAAGCAUCAGACAAUUCUUCAAACCGACUAUUUCCUCCU
This is a messenger RNA of Coffea arabica (coffee), 1876 nucleotides long. NCBI's taxonomy places the organism in Eukaryota, Viridiplantae, Streptophyta, Magnoliopsida, Gentianales, Rubiaceae. The record is from RefSeq and is a predicted model, not a curated record.